Messenger RNA from Gopherus evgoodei (Goodes thornscrub tortoise), 726 nucleotides. Its product is annotated as interferon tau-2-like. Gene Ontology annotation, cellular component: extracellular region. The record is from RefSeq and is a predicted model, not a curated record. The annotation marks the transcript as partial. The transcript has 3 exons. NCBI's taxonomy places the organism in Eukaryota, Metazoa, Chordata, Testudines, Testudinidae. Gene Ontology annotation, biological process: T cell activation involved in immune response; humoral immune response; positive regulation of peptidyl-serine phosphorylation of STAT protein. Gene Ontology annotation, molecular function: type I interferon receptor binding; cytokine activity.
AUGGCCCUUACAUUUUUUAUGAUGGUGGCAGUGUUACCUGGGGUUCUUUCAACCCAAAAAAUGAUCAAAGAAACAUUCUCCAACCAAAUACUUAAAUUCAGAGACAUGAAGGAAAGACACAACGAUCUACAUAGGAGCCUCAACAAACUCCAGGCUCAAGGUUCCACACAAAGAAAAGGACUGUAUAGACAUCAUCACGACCUCCAGGUGUUUGCUACAUGUUGCCUCACACUGCUCUUCUCCAUUGAAAUCUCAUCUCAGCUCUGUACCAUGCUUCACUUCCAGCAGAACAAAGUGAACAAAGAGAGCUUGGAGCUUCUGAAGAAAAUGAGCGGAAUUUUCCCCUCACAAUGCAUAUGGGAAAGGACAGCUUUCAAACCCACCCAGGAAGUUUCCCAACUCCCACUGUUCCAGAAGGAUAAUGCCAAGAUGGCAAUGCAAGAGAUCCUCCAAGAGAUCUUCAACAUCUUUAGCAAAAACCUCACCCAAAGUACCUGGGAUGGGAUUUCUAUAGUCAGGUUCCAAAAUAGACUUUACCAGCAAAUUCAGCAGCUGGAGGCGUGUUUGAAAGCACAGAUGGAGAAGGACUUAACCAACCCAGAAAGUGAGGACCUCCAGCACACCAGUUGGAGAGUGAAACAAUACUUUCAGGGGAUAGAUGCUUUCCUGAAAGAAAAGCAAUACAGCCUGUGUGCCUGGGAGAUCAUUCGCGUGGAAUACCCAGAU